Messenger RNA from Trichoplusia ni (cabbage looper), 8284 nucleotides. RefSeq names its product endoribonuclease Dicer (gene dcr-2). Gene Ontology annotation, cellular component: RISC complex; nucleus; cytoplasm. The coding region runs from base 193 to 6447 and encodes 2084 amino acids. The transcript has 32 exons. Gene Ontology annotation, biological process: pre-miRNA processing; siRNA processing; apoptotic DNA fragmentation. NCBI's taxonomy places the organism in Eukaryota, Metazoa, Arthropoda, Insecta, Lepidoptera, Noctuidae. The record is from RefSeq and is a predicted model, not a curated record. Gene Ontology annotation, molecular function: ATP binding; RNA binding; protein binding.
GCUUCACAUCAUUCUAAAAAUGAUUUUCGUGGUUUCUGGAAACACACUAACAAACUUAAGGUUAGGCCGCCAAUACCUGUGAGCGUUGGCGGUGUGAGUGAACCAGAACACAUAGCUAACCUUUUUAAAGAAAAGUUCUUUGUUUCCUCGCCAUUAGGACCAUCAAGGUCGGUGCUCGAUGUUGAGCCCGGCAUGAAAAUUGGAGUAACAUUUAAGUCUAAAGAUGUUGAAAAGACAAUAAGAUGUAUGUCGCGAGGUAAGUCUCCGGGUCAUGACGGGCUCAGCAUCGAGCACUUGCGAUAUGCAGGCGCUCACAUGUCUAGAGUCCUCUCAAUGUUAUACAAUAUAUGUGUAGGACAUAGUUACUUACCGAGUGAUAUGAUGCGAACAGUAGUAGUUCCUAUUGUGAAAAAUAAGACUGGAGAUCUAGCAGAUAAGGAUAACUACAGGCCUAUCUCCUUAGCCACAGUAAUCUCGAAGGUAUUGGACAGCAUGCUUAAUACUCAGUUAAAUAAAUAUUUAUGUCUGUAUGACAAUCAAUUCGGAUUUCGUGCAGGAUUGUCUACAGAGAGUGCAAUUUUGGGUCUUAAGCAUGCUGUAAAAUACUACACGCAGCGCGCGACAUCUGUUUACGCAUGUUUUCUCGACCUAUCCAGGGCAUUUGAUAUGGUUUCCUACGACUACUUGUGGAAAAAGUUGCAAAAUAUCAAAAUGCCCACUGAAAUAGUUAACAUCUUCAAGUAUUGGUAUGGGAACCAGAUCAACAAUGUUCGAUGGGCUGGGGCUUUAUCUCUUCCGUAUAGGUUGGAGUGCGGGGUGAGACAAGGGGGGUUGAGUUCGCCUACGCUCUUCAACCUGUAUGUGAAUGAGCUGAUUGGCGAGCUCAGCGGGACCAGGGUCGGUUGUUUCAUAGACGGGGUUUGUGUUAAUAAUAUCAGUUACGCAGACGACAUGGUUCUGCUGAGUGCGUCAAUCUGUGGCCUGAGGAAACUUGUGUCUUUGUGUGAGGAGUACGCCAAAUCCCAUGGGUUGGUGUAUAACUGCAAAAAGUCUGAGAUCAUGGUUUUUGAGACUAGGGGUAGGACACAUGAUAAUAUACCACCUCUAAUACUCAACGGAACAGCAUUGAGAAGAGUAUUCAGAUUUAAAUAUCUUGGUCAUGUGUUAACGCCUAGUCUCAAGGACGAUGAAGACAUUGAGCGGGAGCGGAGAGCGUUGUCAGUUCGAGCAAACAUGAUAGCUCGCAGGUUUGCACGGUGCUCACUUAAGGUCAAGCUCACCCUCUUUAGAGCUUACUGCACUAACUUCUACACAUGUAGCCUGUGGGCAGGAUAUACGCAAAGAACAUACAACGCUCUCCGCGUCCAGUAUAAUAAUGCGUUUAGAGUGCUGGUGGGGCUGCCUCGCUUUUGUAGCGCAUCUGGGAUGUUUGCAGAUGCACAAGUAGAUUGUUUUUAUGCAACAAUGCGUAAGAGGUGCGCAUCCCUGGUGAGCAGAGUGCGGGCCAGCUCCAACAGUAUUCUGAACAUGAUAGCAAGCAGGCUUGACUGUGUGUACUUGGGUCGCUGCUGUGCCAUUUCUCACGGGCUGUUAUGGCGUACACAGAUCAAGAAUGUAAUAGAGAAGCUGUGUGCUGUAUCUGGAGUAGGGGCCUACAGCAGCGAAAAUGGCGUCGAUUAUUGGGAUAAGGCGAAAUGGGAUGCUGAACUUGAGAAGAACCAGGUCAUCGUGAUGACGAGUCAGAUUCUAAAUGACAUGUUGACCCAUCAGUACAUUAGAAUAGAAGAUAUAAAUCUUCUGAUAUUUGAUGAAUGUCACCAUGCCGUUGAAGAUCAUCCUAUGCGGGUCAUCAUGAAACAUUUCGAAGGAUGCCCGAAACAUAGCCAGCCUCGAGUUUUAGGUCUGACUGCAACUCUGCUAAAUGCUAAUGUGAAAUCAAGGAAGGUCGAGGACACGUUACACGACCUGGAAAUAACAUUCCACGCGACUAUCGCUACAGUCGAUGAACUCGGGAAAGUCUUGAAUUAUUCAACGAAUCCAAAUGAAAUGGUUCAGUUCUACAGAAGUUCGCCACCAUCGGCGGUUACGAACGAAGUUAUAAAACUCUUAUCGGUCAGGCAAGAGCUUAUUGCAAGUGUAAAACUACCCCGCUCUUCAACGAAGCAGACAAUUACAUUGAAACAACACCAAGAAGAUAUCAGCAACAACCCUAAAAAGAUCGUGAAAGCUGUUAAGAACAUGAUAAGCUCAAUGAUACUGUUUUUAAAUGAGCUCGGCAUGUACGGCGGUUCUUUAGGUAUACUGGCUUAUAUAAUAUUGUUGGAACGACUGCGUCGUCGGGCUUCGUCGAAGGAAGAGGAUAUUCUUUACCAAAAUGUCAUUACAUGCUGUAUUGAUGCUCGAGCCAGACUUCUGAAAGCAAUGAGCGAUGUUCACGGCUAUGAAAGGAUUAUUAAGUAUUCUUCAGAAAAGGUUUUGCUAACUUUAAAUAUUUUAAAGGAAUAUAAUCCUGCUUAUCAAGAUACUCCUGGAGUUUUAUUAAAAGUUAAUCGCUCAAGAAAACCACUCUCGGCUAUCAUAUUCACGAAACAGAGAUUCACUGCAAAAGUGUUGUAUAAUUUACUAAAAGAUGUUCGGGACUCCAAUCCCGCGGAGUUCGAUUUUCUCAAACACGAUUUCGUUGUUGGUUUCAAUGUGAAUCCCUUGAAAAGUACUAGAGAAGAAUAUUAUAUUAAGAAGACUGGACAGCAAGCUCUCUUAAAGUUCGGAAAUAAUGAUCUAAAUUGCUUAAUAUCAACAAGCGUCAUAGAAGAAGGCAUAGAUAUUCCGCAGUGUUUAUUGGUGCUGCGCUAUGAUCAGCCUUUGGAAUACCGAUCGUACAUACAGAGCAAAGGCCGUGCCCGAAGCUCCGAAUCCAGUUACGUCAUCUUAGUUAAUAGGGAGGACGAAAAGAAAUUCAUGACUCUUUAUAAGGAAUUUCAAGAAACAGAACAACUCAUUCAGCGUAUAUUAGUUGGCAACACUGAUGAUCGUGAUGAACCAGCUCAAGAGAAUAUCGACAAGAACCUGUAUCAAGAUGAAGAUGUACCACCAUUUAUAUCACCGUAUGGAGGUCGCCUAACAGCCACAUCAGCUAUAAGCUUACUCAACCGCUACUGUUCGAUGUUGCCACACGAUCAUUUUACUAUUAUAACGCCUAUGUGGAUAAAGGAAACUGUAACCAAUAAGCAUGGAUUUGAUUGCAAUCUCGUUACUAUCGUAUUGCCCAUCGCUUGCCCUAUUAAGGAGGAAAUAAAGGGAAUGCCCAUGUACAAUUUAAAGUCAGCGAAACGGUCAGCUGCUCUCAAUGCUUGCGUGAAACUGUAUGAGGCGGGAGAGUUGGACCCCUUGACGAUGCUGCCAAUGCGUUACACGGCAGUUGACUUCGAUGAUGCUGAUGUGCAGUCAUGCUUUUUAAAUUGGCGCAACGAUGACAUGAAGCGGGUGGACGACCCCGACUACCCGGCGCCCGGGACUAAGGGAAGAGUGCGCAAGCAUAGGAUACAGUUCCCCGCAGUAUUAGACAGCGUUCCCGAUGAAAGCGAAUACUACCUACAUAUAAUAAAGACUACAACAGCAUUCGCGGAGCCCAAAGAUACGCGGGAAAAAGCGCUGUACGACCUCCUUCAUAGACCUGAAGGAUUCGGGUUUAUGACACAGAAACCUUUGCCGGCAAUAUGUGACUUUCCAAUGUUCAUGACUGUUGGUGAAGUAUCAACGUCGUUGGAUGUAAAUUAUGCGGUUAUAAAGUUAGAUGCCAAGCUUCUUCAGUUGGUUAAACAAUUCCAUUUCUUCAUUUUCGAGCAAGUUUUAGCCAUUGCAAAGAAAUUUAUUGUUUUCGAGGGUAAAGUUAACUGCUUGUAUGUUGUGCCUGUGAAGGAAGAUAAUGGAUACAAUAUUGAUUGGGAUGUAAUGGCCACACAUGAUCAAAUACAACCUGUAACGCCGCCGCCGUAUGAGGACAGGAUUAAUUUAAAGGUGACCCCGGAAAAUUACAAGGAUUGCGUUGUCACUCCGUGGUACCGAGUUCUACCGGAUAGGUAUAUUGUGUCACGAGUACUUGAAUUCAUGACUCCUCAGUCUCAUUUCGAUUCAGAUUCAUACGUAACGUUUGCUGAUUAUUAUGCAGAUAAAUAUAAGUUAGAAAUUAUCGGUGAUAAGUCUCAAGCUCUGUUGGAGGUACGAAAUAUAAGCUCUAGGAUGAAUUGCCUGUUGCCUAGAGCGGCAACAAUAAAUUCCUUUACGGAUAAGCAGAAGAAGCUAGUGUCCGCAUCACAGGGCGAUGAUAAAACCAAUAGAGGUUUUGCUGAAGUAUUUGUAGCAGAGUUCUGUAUCAAGUACGACUUUCCAGGAGUUCUGUGGUACAAAGCUAUUAUGCUGCCAAGUAUAGUGCACAGAGUAUUCAUGCUAUUGGUUGCACAUGAACUACUGACUGAAAUUUCAGAAAGCACAAAGUACGGAAAUCCGAAACGCAGAAAAGGCGAAGAAUGGCGACCGGUUAGUUCGAAUAUGCAGAUAGCUACAUUGUCGCUACUGGCUCAAGUUGAAGAACCCACUCCCAUCACAUCUGUGGACAGAAUUAACAACCCGACUGACGAUGAAAACCCGCGUCGACCAAACAUAAUGUCGAUAAAGCAAAGCUUGUAUCAACUGCAGCAGAAGAAACUCAGCAAGGAUUACCCUUGGGAUGAAAAAAUGGAGCCAAUAGACAUCGAGCGCAACCUAUCGACAGUGACAGUGAUGGACAUCGAGUGUUACGACGAGUUCGUGUCGUCGCCGCUAGUACCCAUCAUGUCGCCCACGCGCGUACUGUCCCCGCCGCGAGUAGUAGUGGGCAGCAAGAUAUCUGCGGCUAUCUCCGCGCCGCCUGCCAAGUAUAACGACAAGCUCAAUAUAUUAAAAAUGACUGCUACCGGUAACGGGCCUGAGUUACGUGAUAUACUGACUGCGCUAACAACCAUCAAGUCACACGAUACCUUCAAUUUGGAGCGAGUGGAGACACUGGGCGAUGCCUUCUUGAAGUUCGCUGCGAGCCUCUACUUAUUCCACAAGUUCCCUAAAUUCAAUGAGGGGCAGUUGACAAACAUCAAAGGAAGAUUAAUUAGCAACAGGAAUCUAUACUACGCUGGAGAGCGCUUCAACUUGGCUGGACGUAUGAAGGUCGAACAAUUUAGUCCUAGAAAAGACUUUAUGGUGCCUGGAUACUUCGCACCACCAGAAGUUGAAAAAUUCAUUGCGGAGAAAAAGCUUCGUCCGACAUUCCUCAUAGGUGUUUACUUCCCUUCAUCAGAAGCUUUUGAUGGCAACUUGUCAAAGGAGAGCAUGGCAAUGGUACGAGACCGAUUUGCGGACUGCGACGGUACUGCGGAGACCGAACCGGAAUGUAGAGUGCAGAAUGCCAUGCAGCUGUAUAUUCACUCACAAGCGGUGGCCGAUAAGUCUGUUGCUGAUUGCGUGGAAGCACUCAUCGGUACAUACUUGCUAAGCGGCGGCGUUUUAGGCGCUAUCAAAGUCAUCGAGUGGAUGAGAAUCAUACCCCCACAGGACAACUUUGCGACAUAUUUGCAUACACGAGUCUCAACGGUUCUGUCAGAAAAGCGGGCUACAGAAUCAGACAUCAAUUUCUUAUUAAGUCAUUGCAGACCAGACGUCGAGAAAAUCCUUAACUACAAGUUUAAAGAUCCAUCACAUUUGCUUGAGGCUUUAUCUCAUCCAUCAUACAUACGAAACCGAUUGACUCGUUCUUACGAACGCUACGAGUUCCUCGGCGAUGCGAUACUGGACUUCCUAAUAACAUCCCACGUGUUCGAGAACUGUGGCGAUCUGAAGCCCGGAGAAAUGACGGACCUUAGGUCUGCUCUCGUCAAUAACGUCACUUUCGCGUCUUACGUCGUUAAAUUGGGACUGCACAAAUUCCUGUGCUCAGAAUUAAAUCCGACGCUAGACAAGGCCGUCAUCACCUUCGUUGAUCACCAAGUGCAACGCGAACACCAAAUAGUAGAAGACGUACUCUAUCUGAUUGAUGAGGAGGAGUGUCAUAUUGCUGAAUAUGUUGAAGUACCUAAGGUACUUAGCGAUAUCUUUGAAGCGUUAGUUGGAGCGAUAUUCCUGGACAGCGGCGGUGACUUGCAGACUGUCUGGGCAUUGGUCUAUCGCAUCAUGUGCAAGGAAAUUCACGCCUUCUCCAGUCGCAUACCGCAACAGCCAGUGAAAGUGCUCUACGAGAAGAUACAUGCAUGUCCUGUUUUUGAUAAAUCAGUUGUGAUAGAUCCUGACAUACCGAAAAUAAAGGUUGGUGUUACUAUCACGAAGAACGACUGGCAGCACACCGUGUACGGAGUCGGCAAGAACAAAUCUCAAGCCAAAAGAGCCGCUGCCAAAAUGGCGCUCAAAGUCUUAGGCAUUUAAGUUUCGUUUCGUAAUGCAGGCGCUGUCAAUGUCAAAAUGUUUAUUACAUGCGAAUCAGGCCCUGAGACAAAUUAGUGAGGUAUCGGGCAAAACUGUCUAAAAUAUAAAGUACUAGCUUUUCGCCCGCGUCGAGGUCGGUUAUAUCGCGUUUCCAAGAGAACUCUUCAAAAGUCCGGGAUAAAAACUAUCCUAUGUUCUUUCUCAUGGUCAGCUCUAUCUCUGUACCAAAUUUCAUUAAAAUCAGUUCAGUGUUUUAGACGUGAAAGCGUAACAGACAGACAGAAUUACUUUCGCAUUUAUAAUAUUAGUAGGGAUACUACAGAGCUGUUUUUAUACUACAUUAUUAUGUGUUUUAGAUAUACAGAACACCCCCGCAGACUAAAAACUUUAACAACCUAUAGUUCGAAUCAUAGAUUUAUUGGUUCAUAUCAAAUCGGUAUAUUGUGCGUACUUUCUAAAUGAUUAAUAACCUGAUUAAAUUAUCGGUCGAUUAAAAGUUUUUAAUCUGAGGGGACUCUAAACAUUUUAGAUAUCUUAAGAUUUGUCAUGAAAUUAUCAAAUAUAUUUAUAGUACAGUAAAAAAAAAAUUAAGUAUAAUAUAAGGUAAUAUGUCCUUUAUGGGUUUCUCUAUCUGAAAUAUUGGGUAGGUAAUCUCGUAGUGUGAUUAGUAGCCAACUAAGUUUUUUAAGCAUUCUAAAUUCUACUGCGACCGCGGUGUCACUAGAUACAUAAAACAAAGUCAUCCCCGCUGUCUGAUGAUUCAAGAGGAAGGUUUAUAUUUAUAAUGUAUGCAUAAUAUAGUAAAGAUUCAGAUACUUUUGGAGGUUUUGUAAUGUAUUGAUUAUUUUUACAUUUUCAUUGCAAUUACUGGCAUGAAUCCUACGAGAUAGAUUAAAAUAAUGUUCUACAAUAUUGAUCACCAUAAAAAGAUCUACAAAAAGUCUACGACAACAUCUGUAGGGGUUAAUUCACUAAAACCAUUUUUGGCUAACCAAUUUUGUUCUUAAACAACGCUUGUUUCCAAAGUUGUUUUUGUUUCGAAUAUCGAAAGAAAUACUUUAACCGUUACAAGUACUCAAUUUUAAUAAAAGUUGCCCUAUAAUUCAUUUAAUUUCAUUAAAUACUAGCCUUGCCCACGACUUUGUCCGCAUGGUAAUUAACAAAAAAGUUGAUAUCGUUUUUUGUGCAUUUUUAUUUUAUUAUAAUUUGUCUUUUUUUUAUAUUAGCUUUAUUGAAUUUUUGUAUACAACAUUUUGGUGUACAAUUUUAUUGGCUAACAAACAACACUACUGGCAUUCCCCGCAAAUGGUGAAACAGUGGUGUAUUUUAGGGGAUUAUACUCAAGUGUGUCAAAAAAAACAUUUUGCAAUUGAAUAAGGUCCUUUAUAUGUAUUGAUGUCGCCAAACACCAUAUUGAAAAUAUUUUUUUGGAUUAGGUUACUUCCUGAAAGGAAUUAUAGCACAUUUUCGACAUUGGAAUUUCUGUGAUAUCUGCACUUUACAUUUGAUAACUAUUUAUGUAGAUAUUUUUUUAUUGGAUAUAAGGUUAUGCAGGAUUUUAUCUUUUCAAAAUUAUUGUCAUGUAGCAAAGAAAUAUAUACAUUUUAACUAGGUAAGUAUCUUUGUCUCUUACCCCCUAGUGUAGUGGAUCACGUCACUGGAUAUAAUUGAAUAAGUUAUUUUAAUUAAAGUUGCGGACUACUUUGAUCUACUGUUACUUUUUAUUACAUUUCGCUUUUAGAUCAUAACAUAAAUGUUAGAAAGUUUAAGUAAGAGUUGUAUACCUAGUAAAGUCAAAAAUAUAUGUAUUUUACAAUAAAAAUUCUUAUAAAAUUAA